Molecule: messenger RNA, 792 nt
Organism: Papaver somniferum (opium poppy)
Lineage: Eukaryota; Viridiplantae; Streptophyta; Magnoliopsida; Ranunculales; Papaveraceae
Exons: 2
Coding region: 1-792 (263 amino acids)
Source: RefSeq, a predicted model, not a curated record
AUGAGCCCCCUAUUUGUGGAGAUUCAUGGAAGUGUACCUACGAUCGAAGGAGACCUUCGAGCAAUCAUCGAAAAGCACGCCCGGUUAGAAGAAAUCCAGCGGGAGAAUCCCAUAGACCAAACUCAAACAUAUCAUCGGACGAACUCAGUAGAGCAAGCUAGCGAAUCAAAGAGUGGCGGUUCAACUGAACGCCCUAACGAAGAUAAGAGAGGAAGAAUGGAUGAUUGUCGGAGCGACGACCGAAAAUUCGAAGACCAAGUCUUUACGAAGCUCAACACCAAUUACAUUCGCAUCUUGAGGGAGAUUAAAGAUCGAGAGAACUUGGAGUGGCCUUGGUCCAAAGGGAAGAAGCCACCACGGUCCGAGAAAUAUAGAGACUACUGUGAGUAUCACUGCUUCAACGGGCAUCAGACUGAGAAAUGUAAGAACCUCAAGAUAAUGAUUCUGAAGCUGAUUGACGCUGGUGACCUCAAGAAAUACUUACAGAAGACCGACACCGAAGAGAGUCUAAGCGAAGCAAGCAAUUCCAUCUACCUGAGGAUAGGCAAAAGAUUAAGGAAGAAAUUUGAAGAUUACUGUGAUUUGUACAAAAUCGAUGGAGUAGAAGUGGAGGAACACGGACAAUGGAUGAAUGCUCCAAUAACUUUCGAUGCUGAAUAUGUAGAGGAUGAUAUGGAGGAUCACAACGACCCCUUGGUUCUCACGUUACCCAUCGCGGGGUGCAAUACCAGGAAGGUCCUCAUCGAUGGAGGAAGCUCGGUCAAUGUACUGUUCUAUGACACGUUCAAAUGA